This is a messenger RNA of Peronospora matthiolae, 1896 nucleotides long. The record is from the annotation of a GenBank genome assembly. Lineage: Eukaryota; Oomycota; Peronosporomycetes; Peronosporales; Peronosporaceae.
AUGAAUAUGGCCCGUUGCAUGAUAUUUGCGUCAGGAUUGCCACUCAAUUUCUGGGGUGACGCGGUUGAAUAUGCUGCUUAUAUUUUGAACCGGGCCCCUACAAAUUCGAAUGCUGAGCGAAUGUCACCGAUGAAGGUGCUGACGGACCAGACCCCGUCGCUAGGUGAAAUUGUCGUUUUUGGAUCACCAUGUACAGUGUACAGAGAUCCUAAGAAGAAGAAUUUUGCUCCUAGAGGACAAAAAGGGAUUAUCAUUGGCAUUGGUGAAGAAACCAAAGGGUAUCGUGUAUACCUGCCGAAGGAUAAAGUGGUUGUUGUCUCGCAGCAUGUUCAAAAUAUUGAGACACUGAACAAGACCCAGAACAAGCAAGUUCAAGAAUUUUAUCUGCAGAAUCCUACUAGUCUGGAAGAUAAUGACUCCGCGCGAGAUCAAGUUCAGGAGGGAGGUAAUACCAGAUAUCAAGAUCUGGAGGAGGCGACGAGUCGUAAGGACAGGACACAGAAUAUGGAGAAAAGGACUCCGUGGACAAGAAAGAAGAAGGUUGUGACAAGAUCGGCGAGCAAGAAUAAACGCUCAAGCCAGGGACAAAGAACUGAGAGUUCAGCCAUGGAUACUGACGUUGUCAAUGUUGUCACAACAUCUGACCCGAGAAACUUUGGUGAAGCUAUGCGUAGCAGUCACAAGGAAGGAUGGAUGAAGGCAAUUUCUGAAGAAUUGCAAGCCUUGGAGAACAAUGGAGUUUGGAGUAUUGUGAAGGCUCCAAAAGAUAUUCGAGCACUUCAAUCGAAGUGGGUUUUUAAGACGAAGCGUGACGCAGAAGGUGGCAUCGAGAGAUUGAAGGCGAGAUUGGUCGCGUGUGGAAAUGAACAAGUCUUUGGAGUGAACUAUGGAGUUACGUUUGCUGCUGUGAUUGAUAUCUCCAGCGUGAAGAUGAUUUUCGCACUGGCAAGAAAGUGGAAGGUGCCUGCGAAGCAUGGAGAUGUUCUAAAUGCUUACGUUAAAGCAGACAAGGAAGAUAAUCUCGAUAUCUACAUCCACGUACCACAGGGAAUGCAGAUUGCAGAGGACUUAAAGAAGAAGAUCGGUGUUUCACAGAACAACGAGAGUGUUUUGGAGCUGAAGAAGGCACUAUAUGGAUUAAAACAAGCAGGAAGACUAUGGAGUAAAUUGCUACACCAGAAAUUGGUUGAUAUUGGUUUUAAACAAAGUCUCACGGACAUGUGUGUCUACUUUAGAUGGACACAUGGUCAUCUAUUGAUUGUUGGAGUUUACGUGGAUGACCUUCUGGAUCUUGGAUGUGCUCGCAAGUUUUUGGGUAUGCGUAUUCAAUACAAUGACGAAAAUGGGUACACUUUUGAUCAAGAAGUUGGAAUUAUGGACAUGCUGAAGGAGCAUGGUCUCGAAAUGGGACAUAGCGUGCGUGUUCCAAUUACUCAAGACUGGAACGAUAAUGAAGAAUCGGUAGCUGUGCCGUUACCGGUAUUUGGAGGAGAUGGUGUGGUUACGGUGAAAGUUUUCCAGUCACUUGUGGGAAGUUUACUAUGGAUUUCGCGUUGCACCAGACCAGAUAUCGCUUUCGCGGUGCAUAAAGCGUCAAGAAGGACUCAUAAGCCCACGAUGGGAGAUUAUAAGUUGGCCAAGAAAAUUGCAAGGUACCUAUCUGGCACGAAGACAUUGCGACUUUCUAUGAUUGGAAGAGAAGAUGAACCAGAGCUGUUACAAGUGGUUGGGUACAGUGAUGCGGAUUUCGCUGCCGACAAAGGUGACAGAAAAUCUGUCACGGGUGGUUUAAUUACGAUUGAUGGCAUGCCAGUGAGCUGGAUGUGCAAGAAGCAAGGCGGUGUAUCACUUUCGACCAUGGAGGCUGAGUUUACAGCUGCAUCCAUUAUGGCUUGA